AUCUGUACAAGCAUUUAUUAAAGCCCCUCUCCAAGAUCUAUUGCUUCAGGCGCCCCAUUUGGUCUGGUCUCCAGAGCUCUGAGCAAGGGACAAAUAAGCAAAGGGCGUGAACUGAGUGUGGCUACCGCCCCUGCUCUUGCGGUUUUCUAUCAGGUCCGUUACAUUACUAUAAAGGCAUCGAGCGGUUGCUCUUGUUGGAUUGCAGGUUUAGGAAGAGAGUGUGGUAUGUCUGGUCGCGGUAAAGGCGGGAAGGGUCUGGGUAAAGGUGGUGCUAAGCGCCACCGUAAGGUGCUGCGGGACAACAUCCAGGGCAUUACCAAGCCUGCCAUCCGCCGUCUGGCAAGGCGCGGUGGGGUCAAGCGCAUCUCCGGCCUCAUUUACGAAGAGACCCGCGGGGUGCUGAAGGUGUUUCUGGAGAACGUGAUUCGGGAUGCUGUCACCUACACGGAGCACGCCAAGCGCAAGACGGUCACGGCCAUGGAUGUGGUCUAUGCGCUCAAGCGCCAGGGCCGCACUCUGUACGGCUUCGGAGGCUAAGUAAAUUCAAUUCCAGCUUGCCACUUCACAUCUAUUAAACCCAAAGGCCCUUUUCAGGGCCAUGUAAUUUAUUCACAAGAAGUUGUAAUGCUUCCCAUCUUAACUCAGACGGUGAGGCUUCUCUAGUACUUCGUGUGUUUCUCGCUGCGUUUGCAACUAAGAUCUUAAAAGCUGACCCUAAUGUCAUUUGUGUUUGCUGUCUGAUGGAGAAGAUGUAUUAUACACAAGGCAGAGGAUUGGAGAGCACAACUUGUCUGGUACUACUAGAAUUGAAAAGGGGUAGAUUAGGCACUUGAGUUCAUCUUAAAAGUAGAUUCUGAUAUCACCUGGUAGGCUGGAGGGGAACACAAGGGUGACAGGCAAAGUAUGUAGAAGGCAGUGAGUCCUGGAGGAACCACAGUUGAGUGCAUAGGGUUUUGUUUAAAAGGACUGGAGAGACAUGCCAACUUUAGCUUUUUGCUUCUCAACUGCCCUCAAUCCACCCAGUUACUGGUUUCUCUUGAGUUCAAAAUGGCAUUUUAA
This is a messenger RNA of Manis javanica (Malayan pangolin), 1059 nucleotides long. RefSeq names its product histone H4. Gene Ontology annotation, molecular function: DNA binding; structural constituent of chromatin; protein heterodimerization activity. Gene Ontology annotation, cellular component: nucleosome. The record is from RefSeq and is a predicted model, not a curated record. Lineage: Eukaryota; Metazoa; Chordata; Mammalia; Pholidota; Manidae.